Impatiens glandulifera is the source of this 1107-nucleotide messenger RNA. Its product is annotated as ethylene-responsive transcription factor 3-like. Bases 62 to 709 code for a protein of 215 amino acids. The record is from RefSeq and is a predicted model, not a curated record. Gene Ontology annotation, molecular function: DNA binding; DNA-binding transcription factor activity. Gene Ontology annotation, biological process: regulation of DNA-templated transcription. NCBI's taxonomy places the organism in Eukaryota, Viridiplantae, Streptophyta, Magnoliopsida, Ericales, Balsaminaceae. The transcript has a single exon.
AAUUUCUCUCUAACCAGUAAUUUCUCUCUCUAAUCUGUAAAGAACACGUCCGUUACCGAUCAUGCGGAAAUCUAGAACAGCUACGGCAGCCAAGGCGGCGGCUGUCGCACCCGGAUCUGGAGUCGCCUGCAAUGAUAUUAGGUUUCGAGGUGUUAGAAAGAGACCAUGGGGUAAGUUUGCGGCAGAGAUCAGAGACCCAUUGAAGAAGAAUCGGGUAUGGCUUGGCACCUUUGAUUCAGCAGAAGAAGCUGCUAGAGCCUACGAUGCAGCGGCUUUGUCUCUCCGAGGAGCCAAAGCCAAGAUCAAUUUCCCAAUACCCAAUACUUAUGAAUCAGUUUUUCCUCAAAACCCUAACGAUUCAUCCUUCGAUCACCUGAUUUGUCCGCCUCAUCAUCAGAUGAUCUCACAGAGGCCAACAUCUAGCAGUAUGAGUAGCACGGUGGAGUCUUUCAGCGGUCCUAGACAACCAAAGGCGCCUAUGGAUCCGCCGGGUAUUGUUAAACGGUAUCCCCGGACGCCGCCUGUUUUACCUGACGAUUACCACAGCGAUUGCGACUCUUCGUCAUCGGUUAUCGAUGAAAGGGAAAGGAACGUCUGCGAUGUGGCUUCUUCUUCGGUCAGUAAGGCUUUUCCUUUCGAUCUUAACCUCCCUCCACCCAUGGAUGAGACCGGCGAUGAUGAUCUUGACUGCACAGCUCUUCGACUCUGAUGAUCGAUCGAUUAAAGAACCAUUCUUUUGUUCUCUAUUUUUCACGGAGAGAAAAAAAGGAAAAAAAGUCAAAGAAGAAGAUGAAGAUCAUAGAUACAAGUGAAGUAUGAAAUUGUCUUGCUUCUAUGAAUUACUUCAUUUUCUUUUUUGCAUAUUCAAACAGAAUCUAAUUUAAUACAUUUGCCUAUCUUAAGACAAUGUAAAAGGGUUGUGAUUGACAGUCUAUGACUUCUACAACCAUGUGAAGGUUUAAUUCUAAAGUAUGUUUGUUGUUCAAAAGUGUAAAGAAAAACAGAAGAGAGAACACAUGAAUCUUUGGAUGAUCCUGUUGUGGGUUCUUGUCCUUUGAGUCCUUGAUUUCAUUUAUGUAUAAAGAUUUAUGUCAAUCAUCAGUACUA